Messenger RNA from Peniophora sp. CBMAI 1063, 735 nucleotides. The record is from the annotation of a GenBank genome assembly. Lineage: Eukaryota; Fungi; Basidiomycota; Agaricomycetes; Russulales; Peniophoraceae.
AUGUCUCUCGCAAAGAUUCCCGUCAUCCUUGCCGCAACCCCGUCGUGGUGGCAGGCCGUUUCACCGCCACCCGCCGCUCGAACAGCUGAAGCAGCCAAAGGCGAGAAAGCACAACUCUCGACCUUGGAAAAGGGCUUCGGACAGUAUGUACCAUUUCUAUCGAAGGUGUACAAGGCCGAGCACACCCUCUGUAUGAUUGCUGAGAUCGUCCUUAUCCUGGUACACAAGACACGGCGCAGAUACCUGCUCCCCUUUAUCCUUGCCUCGAAAUUGUCACCUCGCACACGCGCUGGGCUUGCUUCUGUAGGCGUCACCCGAGACCUCCUAGUUGGCGCGGCUCUCUGCGUCGCCGGGUCUCUCAUUCGCCUCGCUGCGUACAAAGAGAUGGGCAAGCUCUUCACUUUCCACCUCACGCUUCGCGAAGAGCAUAAGCUCAUCACUACUGGACCAUACGCACACGUUCGGCAUCCGUCAUACACGGGAUUCUGGAUCUUGGCCGCCGGAACGAGCCUGAUGACCUUUGGUCGCGGGUCGGUGUUCAGGGAAUGUGGGUGGUUGCAGACGACCGCCGGGCGCGCGUUUCUAGCGUGCUAUCUGUUUGAGCGCGUCAGUCAGGGUAUUCAUCUCAUACCCCGGGCUCACUACGAAGACGAGUUUUUGAAGAAGCAGUUCGGGGAAGAGUGGGAGGCGUGGGCGAAGAAGACUCCUCAACGGUUCAUACCGUACGUGUGGUAG